Molecule: messenger RNA, 1875 nt
Organism: Pseudovirgaria hyperparasitica
Lineage: Eukaryota; Fungi; Ascomycota; Dothideomycetes; Acrospermales; Acrospermaceae
Product: protease-like protein
Exons: 2
Coding region: 152-1420 (422 amino acids)
Biological process (GO): positive regulation of transcription by RNA polymerase II; protein phosphorylation
Cellular component (GO): nucleus; transcription factor TFIIK complex; cytoplasm
Molecular function (GO): cyclin-dependent protein serine/threonine kinase activity; RNA polymerase II CTD heptapeptide repeat kinase activity; ATP binding
Source: RefSeq, a predicted model, not a curated record
CCCUUCUCCAGGAUCAUCCUUUGUGUGAGGGCUCAGGCAUGCUGUCUGAGACUCCUGAAGCCCGCUCUCAGCUCAUAUAGCCUCGAAUAUUUCAUGUGAGCGCUCUCAGCAGAAAUCCGACCGCGCGCCUCGAACCUACAUAUUUCUCAGUAUGGGUGUGUCCACGAACUCCCCAGUACAUCCCAAAAGCGCCUCUACAGAGAUACAAGCCGCCAAAGCGAAAGCCUUGACCGUGAUCAGAGCCACAGAAACAUCAGCCUCAUCCCCGAUAUCGAAACCCUCCAGCCCCGGCGAGGAUGGCGGCGAACGAGACCUAGCAGAAGAGCUCAACGCUCAAACACGAGCACGAUACAAGAAAGGCAAACUCCUCGGCGAAGGAACCUACGCCAAUGUCUUCCUCGGCCACGACACCACCUCACCCAACACGCUCGUAGCCAUCAAAAAGACCAAAAAGCUCGACUCCUUCAAAGACGGCAUGUCCAUCGACACCAUCCGCGAGAUCCGCUUCCUCCAAGAACUCAAACACCCAAACAUCAUCAACCUCAUGGCCGUCUUCUCCUCCAAGGACCAGAACGUAAACAUGGUCAUCGAGCUCCUGCCCCGCGGCGACCUCAAAACAAUCUACUACCGCGGCGCCGACGCAAAGGGGCCCGAGGUCAGCUACACCGGCGCCGACAUCAAGGCCUGGAUGGCCAUGCUCAUGCGCGCCGUCUGGUUCUGCCACGAACACUUCGUCAUGCACCGCGACAUCAAAGGCGACAACCUCCUCAUCGCCGCCGACGGCUCCCUCAAACUCGCCGACUUUGGUCUCGCCCGCAGCUUCGCCGACCCAGGCACCCGCAUGACCCCCGAGAUGGUCACCUCCUUCUACCGGCCCCCCGAGCUCUUCCUCGGCGCAACACACUACAGCGCCGCAGUCGACAUCUGGAGCUGCGGCAUCGUCCUCGGCGAACUCGUCAAGCGCGACUACUGGGUCCCCGGCCACACCGACCUCGAAAUCUUCACCCGCAUCACCGAAGUCUUCGGCUCCCCCUCCGAAGCAAACUGGCCCGGCGUCACCAAACUGCCCAACGCCCCCCUGAUCAACCCUUCAGACGACAGCGCCCCGAGACCCCCCGGCAUGCCGACCGAGCAAUGGAACCGCGAGUUCGGACAGCUCGGCCCCAUCGGCAUCGACCUGCUGCGCAGCAUGACCAGUCUGGACCCGCGCAAGCGACCGACAGCAAAGCAAAUCCUCGCACAUGACUGGUUCCGCACCGCGCCCGCGCCAACGAAAACGGAAUUACUCCCGCAGGCUGGCGGAGGUGGUGGACCCGUAAAGAUGGCAGAGGACCUGAAGCGGAAGCCAGGCGAGGCGCCGUCGGAUGGCAGGGCAGAUAAAGUUGCGCGCAAAAUCGAUUUUGGCAGCAUGAAGAAGUGAAUUUCUCUCAGUUGGCUCGGCUGGCUCUGGCUGGAGAGAAGUGAUUUGCUUUGGAUUGAUUCGUGGUCAGAGCUUGAGCUGAGACGGCUUCAUGGAUGGCAUUCAUUUGCAUUGAUGUCGAGGGCUCAGCGGCGCGCAUGCGCUCGCUUUGGCUUCACUGUCAGAGCUCGAAUAGCUCUGGAAGUAUACGCCUUCAAUGACCACGAAAGCUGUUGGACAGUAUCCAAAACAAUUGCCACGACUGACAUGUGCAUGUCGUAGAUUAGAUGGUACUAAACAGUGCAGUCUGGGCGUCGGUCGAGGCCUCGAGACUCGGUCAUAAAGACCUGCGGAGGAAAGAGAUAGGCACUCCUUUAUCCGUAAAAGAGGAGUAGACCUCAGCGUACCUAGAUGAAUACAGAAUCACUCUAUUGAGUGUAUAGAUAAUUAAUGAAUCUUUUUGAAUUGCUUCUUCA